Echinococcus granulosus is the source of this 4674-nucleotide messenger RNA. Its product is annotated as Protein ECT2. Gene Ontology annotation, cellular component: cell cortex; nucleus. Bases 1 to 4674 code for a protein of 1557 amino acids. Gene Ontology annotation, biological process: regulation of cytokinesis, actomyosin contractile ring assembly; activation of GTPase activity; nervous system development. Gene Ontology annotation, molecular function: guanyl-nucleotide exchange factor activity; GTPase activator activity. The record is from RefSeq and is a predicted model, not a curated record. The transcript is spliced from 15 exons. NCBI's taxonomy places the organism in Eukaryota, Metazoa, Platyhelminthes, Cestoda, Cyclophyllidea, Taeniidae.
AUGAGAUUUUACAAUAGACGUUGGGUCAAGCUGCGACCCGUCUUUUCUUUCGCGAUGAUUGGUGCUGUCGUCGCAAUCACAGGUUUCCGUGAUCCUGCUGUAGUGAACCAAAUCGCAUCACUAGUAAACUGGAUGGGUGGUAGCAUGCGAAGAAAACUAGACCAAAAUGUGACACACCUAGUUGCAUUUCGUUGUGCUGGUGAGAAGGUUAGGAAAGCUGCUUUGACAUCUGUCAAUGUCGCUACAAUGAAGGUUUCCUGGGUUGAAGACGCGUGGAAUUUAAGACAUUCAAAUCCUGAAGUCAACGCUUGCGACCCGGAUUUUGUUAAUCAACACCGCGGAAAAGUGUUCCAGGAGUGUUGUCUCUUCUUCAUCGGCUUUUCGCAGAACAGCGAAACCCUGGCUGAACUUGAGGCCAUCGCUAAGGAACACGAUGGUACCCUCGCAAAAGAUCUUUCUGAUGAAAGACUCACACAUGUUGUCGUUGCUGAUGACUGGCAUAAGAGAAGCGAUAUUGUUGAUAUGAGUGCUCUGCUUGUCGGUCCAAAUACAACCACCAAGGUGUCAUCCCCCAGUCCCAGUUCUUGUUUGACCGAACUCGAUUUGCACGCCAGACUUACUGAGGUCGCGUUUCGCGUUCCUGUGCUCCGAUUGGACUGGUUCUGGAAGUCGCUACAGUCCACUUAUAUUUGUCAUCCACAGGAUUUUCUCUAUAUUCACAAUGCUCGAGCUACGGACUCCCCAUACGCUUCAUUCUUAUCUUCUCAGCGUGCCUCCGUUGAUCCCUUUUCACCUCAAGUUGCUCAUCGUCCUUCAACUGAAACGUUAGGAAAGGAGAAUAGGAGCCCUCAUCAAGACGCAAGUGAAUGCGAAUUGGCUUUUCAAAGCUGCAUUUCUCCCACAAACAUUGAGCAGUCUAUGCUGCAAAGGAAUGACGAAAAUGCGGAUCAUCAUAUUAGUAGGGAGGAGGUGAUAGCUCAACUGGCUGAUCCACUGCUCAUUUUAUCCUCAAAUUGCCGCCACUCACGAGGUGCGAAUUCAUUCAUUCUCCCGGAAACCCCUUCUCCACCCUCCUCCUCGACUCAUAACUGCUCCACCCUAUCAAUGGAGCUGCAUGGGAAACUGCAGUCAAAUGAGGAUAUCGAGGAGAAAUCGAAAUCUCCAAACUCGCGCACCCCGCUGGAGGCAAUUAAAACAUCAUUUGAGCACUCCCCGCAUCGCUAUCGGGCAUCACCAAAUGCAGCUGAUAAGAGGACGCCUUUGCAAUCACGUCUCAAGGAUAGGCAACACCGAGUCUUUGAAUUUCUUCUUACUGAGCGCAAUUAUCUGAACAUUCUGGAGUACCUAACACAGACCGCAUUUUCAGAAGUGCUUGCUGAGGACCAGGUAGGUGGACCGAUUCUACCCAGGGCGGAGGCGGACAUUGUCUUUGGAAAGCUGACACCCAUAUAUCAACUCCACAAACGCCUUCAAUCGCGACUCGCCGAACUUGAGGGCACUUGGAAUAUGGAAACCAGUCAACUGGGAGAAAUCGUCCUACCGUAUAUUGAUGAAAUGGAAAAAGUAUACAGUCACUAUAUGCAGUUCUACAGUGCGCCACACCUACAGCAGUUGGGACGCGAGUAUCCGAGAUUCUUGGCUUUCAUGCGUCAGGUGGAGAGACGUAAGGAGUCCGGACGUCAGAGUCUCUCUGAUCUCCUUGUGCGUCCUGUUCAACGUCUCCCCUCCAUGUUGCUCCUCAUCCAGGGCAUAAUCAAAUUCACUCCCACAUCACAUCCUGAUUACGACGAUAUGUCUGCCUUCGCUUCGAAGCUCUCUGGUAUCUUGGAGCACAUAAAUAUGCGUCUGAAGAAGAACGAAGAACACAUCUCGUUGCUGAAUCUUUAUCAUGACAUCAGUGGCGCUCCUCCCGAGAUGCUAUCUUCGUCACGCAGCUUGGUCCGCCAACUGAAUGUCUUCCAGCUGGACAUUAAUGCCAGUGGCGCACCCACCUGUGAACCUGUAAUUCUCUUCCUUCUCACUGACUGCCUGGAGAUUGCGCGUCCGAAGAAACGAAACACGGGUGAUAAUCAUGCCAUUCAAGCAGCUUUGGAGGCUGUUGAGAGCGGCUCGCACAGUUCUCUUGCAACCGGCAUCUAUGAUGAGGCAGUGGGCGGUGGUGAGGAUGCCUCUGUAGCUGGCAACUCUUCGAUCGGCGGUAGCAGGCGCAGUACUUCAAUUUCCCGCGCUGGCUCCGGGGCCUCCGGAGUUACCAAAUUCGGCCGAGGACCAGACGGCAAGAAGCGUCACAAAUUCGCCCAUCUACUGCUUCUUAAGCUCCAGGACAUCAAACGGGUACUGGAUCUGAACACUAUGUCCCCGGAGCGUGCCGCCUUUUCUCUGAUCGUGCGAGGUGCCUCGGAAGAGCAUGACCAGAUGUUUACCUUCUGCUUGGCGGCCAGUUUCACAGCCACAGCCGCCAUCGCUUCGGGCAAGUGUCCGGAGGCGGUGGAGUCUGCAGUGGCAGCGGUGACUGCCGGGAGAAGGCCCUCCUCCUUUAAGGAUGUCAGAAGUGAAGUUGCAGCCGGUGAUAACGCGGAGGGAACAAAGGAGACGGAGGGGAUUAGUAGCAUUGCGGAGGUGCAGGUGGAAGAAGUGGACGAAGAGGGAGGCAUUGAGGAGGGCAGUGCCGUGGCAAAAUUGCAGCAUUGCGUGCACGAAGCGAAAACGAGCUUCCUCCGACGCCUCUGCCGCAACAUAAUGCAAGUGUCUUUUGUGGCUAGCAGUCCUGAGGAUCUUCUUGUCGAAAUGCAGCCUGAGGUGGUGCUGGCGUUCGAUCUCGACACAGUCUUUAGUAGUGUUGGGAAUGGGUCCUUCAAAUCGAAGAAAUUUUCGCGUCACUUGGGUCGUGCAAUUUCAAUGAAGACGCCACGACGUCCAGCAAACACACGGAACGCGAACGGACCCUCGACGAUGUCUUACCACUACGAGUGCAACAGCGCCACACGGCAGGGUGGGAGACGUGUCCCCUCUCAUGUUUCUGGACCUCCACUAGGAGCUCUUGAGAGCGCUUCGAGCAUGGCUCUCUCUUCCAGCAUCUCACUUCUUUCCACUGCCGCCGCUACUGCCGAAAAGGAGAAUCGCCACCAUUAUAACAACGUUUCCUCGGGGUUUGCCACACCCUCGCGUCCCUCUGUCCUCGGAUCCAUAUUUACUGGAGUGGGUUCCUGGACUUGCCUUUAUCCCUACUUUCACUCCCUUCCUCUUGUAUUGGCAUCACCCAAAUGUGAAAGCGAGGUGUCUGAGCUGCUUCUUCACACGACCAAAGCAACUCCAAUGAAGUCCCCCACUAGGGUAGUGAACAAAUUUGAUGAGACGAUGGAAGCCGAGUCACAGCUGCUGAAUGAAAGCUACGUCUCACAAGACGCCUCCAUCACUCCUACAGUUGCCAAUACUGCAGUAGUAGCUAAUUCUGUUACUGUCUCCGCUUCAAAGGCGGAACAAAAGAACCUCUGGCUAGAGCUGAUAUCUGAUGAGGAGGGAGAGGAAGGAACAUCGGGUGGAAGAAAAAACCUCUGUGACGGUGGCAACGAGGAAGACGAUGUCGUCUCUGUAGACUCCUCCUCGUCUUCGGGUCCUUGGCCCGGCUUCUUCCCACCCCCCGUCCCCUCCACUGUCACGAACAAGAAGACUAAGAAGGACCUUACUGCUGCCACCUCCUCCACUACCUCCCUCCGAUCAAACUGCUCUUGCUCUGCGCGUGACGGUAGUCAUGCUAGACAGUCCUUCGGUGGACUCAUGAAUGCGACUCGAAAGAGUAUCUAUCACUCCUUCCUGGCGGGCAUUCGCCGAUCGAAGCUGCCGGAGCGGAAACACCAGCAUCAGCGGCAGCAGUGUCAACGCAACCAGCAGCACACGGCUCCUAAUUCAGGUUCUUUGUCGCGAGUGGCUCCAUUGGCAACGGCGGACGAGGAUGAGUGCAACGAGGAGGAUGUGGUGGUAAAGGAUGUGUCAGGAGGAGGCAAAGCCAGCUGGUUGAUGCGUCAUCAACCGCCGCCGCGCUUUCGAUCCGUUGAUCUACGUACUCCCGGUACUGCAAGUCUCGAUAAGUCUGCCUCUGAGUGCAACCUCUCGCUUCGUGUGAAUCGCCCAAUUUCACGGGUCCCGGCAACCAGCAGUUCCACCUCCAUAAAGAACCUCUUCACCUCUCCCUUCCGCGUCCCCACCGCCCCUCCGCUUCGAAAGUCAAUUGCGGCAGCAACACAACUCGUGGGAAAAUCAAAGAUAACUCAGCGCAAUCCCUCUCCAGAAAGUAUAACCAGCUGGAGUAGCCUUAUUACUCUCGGCGAGGGUCGCGGCGAAGAUGCUGCCGAUGUGGAAGUGGUUAUGCGUCGUCGUCCAGCUGACUCUUCCCUGGACACCUGUAGCAUGAUCGUUCACCCUUCACCAUCUCUCCUAGCCUCCUCUUCCUCAUACUUCAAGAAACUGAAAGUAGGCAAAAAAAGUAAAUUCCGAAGACCGUGCGGCAGUGCCAUCUUCCAUCGAACCAGGAGCGAGAUGGUGGUGAAAGAAGAGGAGCAGGAAAGAGAGUCGGCUGUGACGAUUGAGGAGAGUAGUAGUGGACAGAGCUCCUCAAACGCGGGUUCCUCGAGCAGGCGAGAGAGCUUCUUCCAAAGGGCCUUCUUUUUUAAAUGA